Molecule: messenger RNA, 2010 nt
Organism: Penaeus chinensis
Lineage: Eukaryota; Metazoa; Arthropoda; Malacostraca; Decapoda; Penaeidae
Product: proteoglycan 4-like
Exons: 7
Coding region: 56-1786 (576 amino acids)
Source: RefSeq, a predicted model, not a curated record
GCACCGUUGCAUUGUUUACCUCAGAUUUGAAUGAAGAAGAAACGCGAUUCUCAACAUGACAGAAAGUCAGACUCUCCCCUUUUUCUCGCGGCUGGGCACCUUCUGCCGUUAUGUGGACUCCCAAGUGAUGGAACUGAAGGAGGAACUUGUCACACAUGACCAAAAGCCCCACAAUUAUGACAGAGGACUUAGGUGCCUGAAAAACGACGUUAAAGAUCUCAAGAAAUUGACAGAAGAUAUCCAACACAAGCUGGUUUCCAUCGAGAACUUUUCCAGCUACCUUCAGUCCAUGCAAGAACUUGUUGUUCAGCAAGCUACUGACAUUGACAAGAUUGAGAAAUAUCUCUUAACCUUUGGAUACGCUCCGCUGCCAAAACAGGAAAAGGAUGCCAAGAAUUGUGAAGUGACAGUGGAGGUAACUGGACCUUCCUCCGAGCAAAAGAAAUGUGUAUCGCCAGACAGGCCACUCAAAGAGGAGGAUAAUCCUAAGACCGAAGGAACCCCAGUCCUGAGUAACGUCGGCCUCAUGGUGGUUCAAGGGAAACAGAUUCCGACAGUCACCGCUCCCAAACCUGUACAGGCUCAAAUAGAAACACCUAUAAUAAGCAAAGUUCAAAGCAAAUGCCAAGAAGAGACCAAACCUGUCUUCUCACUUUCGUCUCUGUCACACUCUUACAUGACAGUUGACCAGUGGCUGGCAGGAGUAAAUGAACCUGUGGAGUUGACUCCAGAUGUAUUGCCAAAACACAAAAUGCCCAUGAGAAAGCAACUUCCUCAGCACACUCAGUCAGAGGAAAGAGAUCUGCAUCUAGUAGAAACAACCCCUCCAAGGCAAGAGAAUCCAACUCCUGCCAGAGAAACACAGAGGAUGGAAGCUCCUCGUCCAAUGACCCCACCAGCCAGCCAAAGGAAGGACAUCUCUGUGGAGGCUUACAGUGCACCAUCCACCCCAAAUGAACCACAGCUUUCUGAAUAUACCACUUCCUUGUUGUCUCUAAUUAACCGCAAACCUAUACGAGAACAUGAGGAGCCACAGGUGCCAUAUACAAGACGAUUGCAUGCUGCAACACCAGAGGAACCAGGCCUGUCAACAUUCACUACCAAGUCACCAAGAGAGGAGAAAAAGUCAGAGAGAGUUUACACUCCAGAGGAGCCAGCACUUUCUUAUAGUGAGAAAAAGUUGGCAUUUAUGAAAAAUUUCAACAAAGAAAAUUACACUCCAGAGGAACCUGUUCUCUCCUACAAGAAGCCUCAAGGUGAGAGUGAGAAUCCAGAAGAUGAGAGAACUCCUGAGGAGCCUUUCCUCUCAUCUGCAUACACUAAAUCUCACUCUCAGAGCAUGUCCAGCUUUCCUUUUUCUAAGAAAAGUUAUGCUGCAAGCCCUACCUCACCACAGCUCUCUAAUAUCACACAAUCAGUUCUAUCCUUUGUCCAAAAUCCAGUGCCUUCCCACAGCUCUCAUAGACAGACAGAACAGUACCAUAGUCACAGAAACCCUACAGAACCACGAAAGAGUGAAAUGCCCCGUCAUUCUUCCUCUCACAGAAGUAGCAGCCAUCCAUACAACCCGGAGCCAGGCAGUUUUUCUCGUUCCAUGAUGGAUACACUCCGCUAUCAAACAACAUAUUCUGAACUCACUAGCAGUCAGGAUGAAGCCCAAAAGAGUGCUAAACCAGCUCGGUAUAGGCCAGGAAUGGAGGAGUUCCUGAAGCAAGAUGAUGUUCCUGCUUCACCUCAGCUUUCUGAUGUAACCCAACGAAUAAUUGGCCAGACUAGGAGAUGGUGAAUAUUUAGUUUCUCACUGAAAUUAUGCCUGAACAUGCAAAACAGAGUUAAAGAUUUUAACUUCUCUCUACCAGUAUCACCAGUAAUGUUCCCAUAAUGGAAAUUUGUUAACUACUAUCACUGGAUAAAUUACAUUGACAGAUGUCCCCUUCUCAUUCUUUCUGUUUUAUUGUUUUAGUUUAUACUCAUUGUAAAAUGUAAACAAAUUAAAAUUUGUACCUUCAA